AUGGAGCUCUUUUUAGCAACCAUUGUUACUCUUUCGUUACCAGUGGUCCUCUAUUCCAUGUUCCAGCUGCUCUCCAAAUUCAAUUACUCAAACCAAAACUGUUACAUGCUUGCUUACCAGUGCUACAAACCUCCAGACAAGCUAAAGUUGAGCACUGCAACCGCGUUGAAGAUCCUCAUCCGGAACCAAAACCUCAACCUCGAAGACCAUCGGUAUCUCCAGAAGUCCAUGGUCGGGUUAGGGCUUGGAGAAGAGACGUACUGUCCAAGAAGCAUACUCGAACAAGGCGGCAGGAAAACGACGACAACUUCAUCCCCUACGACGCUCGAGGUUGCACUCCAGGAGAUGGACGAUAUCGUCUUCCACACCCUCGAUCGGCUAUUUGCCAAGUCGGGAAUCUCUCCUUCUCAGAUCGACAUCCUCGUCACAACGACGUCGCUUUCUGCCCAUACUCCAUCUCUUACAGGUCGGAUUGUGAAUCGGUACAAGAUGAAGCAAGGAAUCAAGUCAUACAGUCUGGCCGGUAUGGGGUGCACCUCCAGCAUCAUCGGCAUCGACAUGGCGCGAAACCUACUCAACACCCAACCCAACGCCUUCGCGAUCGUCGUUAGCGCCGAAGCCUUUGGGUCCCACUUUUACCGCGGCAGUGAUAGGUCUAUGAUCCUCCCCAACCUCUUCUAUCGAACCGGAGGCACAUCAAUCCUCUUGACCAACAACUCGAACUACAGGGACCAAGCCAUGCUAGAGCUCGUGGCUCUGGUCCGGACCCACGACCCCAGCGACGAGUCCUACAACUGCUUCCUCAAAGUGGAGGACGACCAAGGCCUUGCAGGGUUCCACGUCGGAACCCUAAUGAUGGAAAAAGUAGCGAGGAAGUGUUUGACGGAGAAUUUCAGGGUUCUUCUCCCCAAGGUGGUCCCUCUUUGGGAAACCCUACGUUUCGCGCUGCUGCUGAUGCUCUCGAGGCUAGGUCGUCGUCGUCCACGACGAAAAAUAAUGAUCGAUAUGAAAGCCGGGAUCCAUCAUUUCUGCCUGCAACCAACCACGAGGGCUACUAUCGAUGGGUUCAGAACCGGGCUGGGGCUCGAGGAACGUGACGUGGAGCCUUCUCGAAUGACGCUCCAUCGAUUCGGGUUCACGUCGGGGAGUAGUUUGUGGUACGUUUUGGGUUACAUGGAGGCGAAGAGGAGGUUGAAGAAAGGGGAGAAGGUGUUGAUGGUGGCCAUGGGAGCUGGGUACAUGUGCAACACGUGUGUUUGGAAGGUCAACAGAGACUUAUUGCAGGGUGGUGGGGAAGAAGAAGACGACGACGUAUGGGGAGAUUGCAUUGACCGCUAUCCUCAACCGACGGAGGUUAAUUCUUUCGCGGCGAGGUUGGAUUGGGUUCAAGAGGAUUGUAUGAACUUCGUUCGAUAUGAUGAUUAUAUCCGAACCGAGUUUUCUAAACUUUAA
This is a messenger RNA of Linum trigynum, 1452 nucleotides long. The record is from the annotation of a GenBank genome assembly. NCBI's taxonomy places the organism in Eukaryota, Viridiplantae, Streptophyta, Magnoliopsida, Malpighiales, Linaceae.